Molecule: messenger RNA, 998 nt
Organism: Alligator sinensis (Chinese alligator)
Lineage: Eukaryota; Metazoa; Chordata; Crocodylia; Alligatoridae
Product: rho GTPase-activating protein 32-like
Exons: 11
Biological process (GO): small GTPase-mediated signal transduction
Cellular component (GO): actin cytoskeleton; Golgi apparatus; fibrillar center
Molecular function (GO): GTPase activator activity; phosphatidylinositol phosphate binding; protein binding
Source: RefSeq, a predicted model, not a curated record
GGGGGUCGCGGGUCGUGGGCGGCGGAUGGCGAGCCCGGGAUGUGGCCGUGCCCGGAGCCGACGUCUGCGGGUCCGUGCGGCUGACCCAGUCCCAAGAAAAACUGGACUUCUCCAGCAUCAAAUACAGGCUUUUCUUUCAAGAUCAACAUAAAAUGAUGAAGUCCUCUGUACACGCAGAAGAAGAUGACUUUGUGCCAGAGCUUCAGAGGAGCAUUCAUCCCCGUGAGAGACCAGAUUGGGAAGAGACCCUCAGUGCAAUGGCAAGAGGCGCAGAUAUCCCAGAUAUUACAGGGGAGCUGCCACUUCGGACAUGUGGCAGCACAGCCAGCAUGAAAGUGAAGAAUGUGAAAAAAUACACCCACCCAGGACUGAUGGGCUGUGAUGCCUUUCACAGGUUAUCUUUUACCAAGGGCCACUUCCCGAAGAUGGCUGAGUGCGCACACUUCCAUUAUGAGAAUGUGGACUUUGGCAACAUACAGCUCUCACUCCCAGAGGAACAGAAUGAAGUAACAAGAAACGGCUGCGAAUCCAAGGAACUAGUCUACCUUGUGCAAAUCUCGUGUCAGGGCAGAAGCUGGAUUGUAAAGCGGAGUUAUGAAGAUUUCAGAGUACUCGACAAACAUCUCCACCUGUGUAUUUAUGACCGGCGCUUCUCCCAGCUCUCAGAGCUACCCCGCUCCGAUGCCCUGAAGGACAGUCCAGAGCUGGUCACCCAGAUGCUGAUGGCUUAUCUGUCACGGCUCUCGGCCAUUGCAGGCAACAAGAUCAACUGUGGGCCUGCUCUCACAUGGAUGGAGAUUGAUAACAAGGGGAAUCAUCUCCUAGUCCAUGAAGAAUCAUCCAUUAACGUUCCUGCCAUUGCUGCUGCCCAUGUUAUUAAGAGAUACAUUGCUCAAGCAGCAGAUGAACUGUCCUUUGAGGUGGGAGACAUUGUGUCUGUUAUCGACAUGCCUCCAAAGGAGUUGACCACGUGGUGGAGAGGCAAACAUGGAUUUCAG